GUUCUUCUCUCUUCUCGUCAUUCGGCUCACACUAAAGCAACAUAACCCUACUGUUACGCCACUCUUCAUAUUUCAGUAAAAUCCCAAAUUCACCGUCGAAAAGAUGUGGCGCACCAUGGAUGUCCAUUGGCGUGCCGUCCGUGUGCAGGCGCGGCUCGUCCGUACAAUUCUUAACCUAUUCUCGAAACCACCGUCCUCCAGCUGCUGCCACCACCAUCAGCGGCGCCUGCUCAGUCUUUCUCAUUUCAAAACCCUAACUCUCCGGACAACUAAUUCAUGUUCUUUUUCUUCUUCUUCUUCUUCUUUAGAUUUCAAUUUCAGCUCGGAAUUCGUUUCGCCUGUUGUGAGGUGCAUAUCUUCGGUUUCCUCGGCCCAGCCUCACCCCGUGGUUAACUGGAACGAAGCUGUUUCGUGCUCUGAAAUUGGAGAUGGCAGGAGCAAUCGCAGCUUGGAGGAGGACCGGAAGACUUCAAUUCCUGUUAAAGCUUAUUUCUUCUCGACUAGCGUGGAUUUGAAGAGCUUAGUGGAUCAGAACAAACAGAAUUUUAUUCCGCCAACGUCGCGUAUGACUAAUUAUGUUGUUUUGAAAUUCGGCAAUUUUUCGGAUUUCAAUGGCAUGGGUGCUUGCAUAAGUGCUAGUGACUGCUGCUUCAUGGUAGUUUUCCAGUAUGGAUCCAUUGUCUUGUUUAAUGUUUCCGAAAAUGAGGUUGACAGGUAUCUAAAAAUUGUGGAAAGAUACUCUUCAGGUUUACUUCCAGAAAUGAGAAAGGAUGAGUACGAGGUGAUAGAGAAGCCAACUUUGAGCACAUGGAUGCAAGGGGGAUUGGAUCACAUUAUGUUACAGUACUUGAACAUUGAUGGAAUACGUAUAAUUGGUAGUGUUCUAGGCCAAAGUAUUGCUCUUGACUACUAUGUGCGCCAGGUUGAUGGAAUGGUUGCAGAAUUCACUGACAUAAAUCGUGGAAUGGAAAAAACUGGAACAUUCACCAUGGAAAGCAAAAAACUUUUUCAACUGGUGGGGAAGGCAAAUUCUAAUCUCGCUGAUGUGAUUCUUAAGCUUGGCCUUUUUGAAAGAUCAGACAUUGCCUGGAAGGAUGCCAAAUAUGCUCAGAUAUGGGAGUAUCUCAGAGAUGAAUUUGAAUUGACACAGAGAUUUGCCAGUCUUGAUUUUAAGUUGAAGUUCGUAGAGCACAAUAUUCGGUUUCUUCAGGAAAUUCUUCAAAACCGGAAAUCAGAUUUUUUGGAAUGGCUCAUCAUCAUAUUGAUUAGUGCCGAAAUUGUUAUAUCGCUAUUUGACCUUUUCCAAAGGACUUUGCAUUAGCAAUAAUUUCCAACAAUUCAAGAAGUGAGGACAUAUGGUCAUAAUUGCUGUAUAUUACUCCACAAGUUUUGCUGCUACUACAACAAAUCAUGAAACCGGGCCAUUUUGGUUCAUGUAAAUAGUUAUAUGGAUUGUCAUUAUGAAUAUGUUUCCUUAUAACAUUAGAAUUCUGAAUUGAAUCAAGUUGUUGACCAUUGAUUUAAUUAUCUAUGACAAUAACUGCACAGAUUUCAGUUGCUUGUGGCA
Messenger RNA from Mangifera indica (mango), 1567 nucleotides. RefSeq names its product protein RETARDED ROOT GROWTH-LIKE-like. The record is from RefSeq and is a predicted model, not a curated record. Bases 104 to 1321 code for a protein of 405 amino acids. The transcript has 7 exons. Lineage: Eukaryota; Viridiplantae; Streptophyta; Magnoliopsida; Sapindales; Anacardiaceae.